Toxotes jaculatrix (banded archerfish) is the source of this 2632-nucleotide messenger RNA. It is a transcript of the gene dnajc5b, whose product is annotated as DnaJ (Hsp40) homolog, subfamily C, member 5 beta. The transcript has 4 exons. Lineage: Eukaryota; Metazoa; Chordata; Actinopteri; Toxotidae. The record is from RefSeq and is a predicted model, not a curated record. The coding region runs from base 1341 to 1934 and encodes 197 amino acids.
GAUGGAGGCUGUCAGGGAUCCUCUCUGCCUCAGGUCGAUCACAAACACCUGAACAGGUAGGCGCUUCGUCAGGACGAGACUCUGAGGCUUCAACACACAGGUAAAAGCUCUUUUCUCUUUUACCUUAGAGAUUCUUUACAGGUGGAAAAAUAUUCUACCAACUUCUGUGACAUCAUCAUACAUGUCCUGUGUCUCACCUUUGUCCAAUGAAAACCAGGUAUGGUCAAACCUCUGUGACACAGCAGGUUUCAACCCUCCGGGUUUUCACUCCGGGAUUCUGUGACGUGAAGUUUCCACUGAGACUCCAUGUUUUUCAGUCUGCGUCAUUCUGUCUGACACACCUGGUAUUUUCAGACUUCAGCAGAGUUUAAAUAAAGUUGUGUGGGUUUGAAUGAAUGAGCGGUUUGAGGAACAGUGUUCGGUUGCAGAUUCAGUACUUUGGUGUAUGUUCCCUUUAAAAACGACCACAAACAGACGGAUGUUCGUCCUGAUGAUUCUGUCAGAGGCUCGAUCACCAACCAGGGGAAGCAGGCGUAACCACGUCCUCACUGUCCUCACUGUCCACACUGUCCACACUGUCCUCACUGUCCACACUGUCCUCACUGUCCACACUGUGUGAUUCAUCACAGCUUUAACAGAAAUUCACUGCACUGAAGUAAAACCUCAGCUCCGCCGGGUCCUCUGUCUUCUGUCUUCUGUCCUCUGCCCUCUGUCCUCCGUCCUCCGUCCUCCGUCCUGUGGUUUGUGUUCGAUUUGUUGCUUGCUUGUUGUAAAGUUGUGUUUUACUAACAGGUGUGUUCCAGCACAAACUGUGAGGCUGCUGUUAUUUCCCUGAUCAAUACGUCUGACAGCUGUUUGCUUUAUCGACUGAUCGAUCUGUGAAGGCGUGAAAUGCUGAACCUGAGGGCAGGUGUUGCUGUUGUGUCACUGUGGUGAUGAUUCUCGUUAUUUUCUCGACCAGUAUCUGAUAGUUGUGUCUCUAACAUGUCGCUGAGCUGAGAUCAGCUGACAUUAACAAUCACUUCCAAACAUGGUGCAGCGUCAGGCAGGAGCAGGCCUCCGUGACAGUGCUGUGCACUUUCUGGUCAUCAGUGUUUGUCUAGUGACAGUUCCACAGACGUCACGUGAACACGCGUGUCACCUGAAACUGUCGGGAUGUCACCUCGGAGCUGCUGCCAUGUGAGCACAGUUUGUCUGAAUGUAUCUGCCCAGUUUAACCAGUUUGACCUGUGGCUGCAUGACAGCAGCUGCUUUGUGUUUAAAUGAAUGUUUGAGGCUGAGACCCAGGUGAGUCCAGUGUCCUGUGUGACUGUCCACCUGCGACAGGUGAUGGUGUCAGGAUGUCGGAAGGGAGGCAGCGAACUUUGUCCACCUCUGGAGAGUCUCUGUAUCAGAUCCUGGGUCUGGAGAAAGGCUGCAGCCAUGACGACAUUAAGAAGUCCUACAGGAAACUGGCGUUACGGUACCAUCCUGACAAGAACCCAGAGAACCCGGAGGCAGCAGAGAAGUUUAAGGAGCUGAACAGCGCUCACGCCGUUCUGUCCGACCUCACCAAGAGGAACAUCUACGAUUCGUACGGGUCUCUGGGACUAUACGUGGCUCAGCAGUUCGGAGAGGACAACGUCAACACUUACUUCAUGCUGUCCACCUGGUGGGCCAAGGGUCUGUUCCUGGUGUGUGGCGUCCUGACCGGGUGUUACUGCUGCUGCUGCCUCUGCUGCUGCUGCAACUGCUGCUGCGGGAAACUCAAGCCGACACCCACAGGCGAGGGGGCGGGGCCAGACUACGUCUCCCCCGAUGACCUGGAGGAAGAGAUACGCAACAAUCCCGACAAUGAUGCUGAAACUCCGAUCGUUCACCAGCCGACUAACGCCAGCGAGAAAACUCAGCUGAUCACCGACGGACACCGCAGAUAUGGGGACACAUACACAUGAAGCUGACAGGAAACAGGAAACAGGAAGCAGGGAUUCUUCAGUCAUCCACCUGAAACCCUCGUUUAACUUAGAGACAACAUUUUUCAGACCUGAUCCUAACGGCCACUGCAGGAGGUUCAGGUUGAUUCAGUCCAGAGAAACAAACAGUUCUGCACAUCAGCAGUGAAUCUGAGUCUUCUUGAAGCAACAGUCUGACAUGCUAAGGGUUGAAGGCAGUUAAUAAUCAUUUGUACAUGUAACAUCCCAAAACUCUUUUUAAAUAAAAAUCUUCUGCACACAAGAUGAAGAAAAUGUUCUGAGGCUCCACAGAUUCCUGAAAUGCCAGACUGUUCCUUUAACACAGAUGUAAAGUGCAGUGCAGUAACGAGAAUUUCAGUUGUUGUAUUUUGUUAAACUAACGCUCUGAUUGGUUGCAGUAGGAUAUAAACAGAAUUUGUGGUUGUGUGUGUGUGUGUCGCUGUAAAUAGUUUCAGUUUGCAGUUCGUUUCAUUUUGUUCAUAUUAGUUUUAUUUCUGAGUGAAAUCGAGUGUGAACUGAAGUCUGGAAAAUAAAACCUGCUUUGUGAGGCUGAGACAACACCUGUAAUCAUGUGAUGAGACGAUGUCACCUGGAGGACUCUGUGUUCAGUAUUAACCCCGUCCACAGUUUGACCAGCAGGAGGAGCUGCAGCCUCCUCAGCCCUUCUAACACUGUGAACU